Cetraspora pellucida is the source of this 675-nucleotide messenger RNA. Lineage: Eukaryota; Fungi; Glomeromycota; Glomeromycetes; Diversisporales; Gigasporaceae. The record is from the annotation of a GenBank genome assembly.
AGACCUUCUUCAAGAAAUUGUUAUAGCAAAAGACAAUGGGUUUUCAUUUAAUAAUAACGAAGAUAUUGAACCAGAAAUAGAAAACAAUAUAAUAGAUAAGAUAACAAAUAGGUUAGAAUUUAGUUAUAGUGAAGAAAUAAAUAAUGAAGAUAAUGAAAUAAACUAUGAAAUAGAUAAAAAUAAAAUAGAUGAAGCAAAUAAUGAUAAUAUUGAGAUAGAUGAAAUAAAUAAUGAAGAUGCCAUAGAUGAGAUAGCACUAUUAGUUUUUGAGUUCCUUGAUGUUGAGUCAGCAAAUAGUGAGGAUUUGCCAAAUUUUCCAAGUGAAGAAUUCAGUGACUUUAUGAAGUUAGUUAUUAAAUGGAAUUUGUCAGAUUUAUGUAUAAAUGAAAUAUUUCAUUUUUCAAAAAAAAUAGCACAUAAUAAUAUUAUUUUACCUACCUCAAUACAACAAGGGAAGCAGUGUUUAGACAAAAUUAUGGUGCAACAUAUUUCUUUUAAGAAAGUACUUAUAGUAGAAUAUGAAGAUAAAAUAUACUAUCUUAAUUAUCGUUCAAUUUUUGAUGCUAUUAAAGAAUUGUUAAGCAAUGAAGAUAUACUUAAUUAUUGUGUCUUUGAGUUUACACUAUUGUACUACCAAGGGCAAUGGAUAUAUUAUGAACAAUUUAAUGAAAAAUA